This is a messenger RNA of Myxocyprinus asiaticus (Chinese sucker), 8045 nucleotides long. RefSeq names its product sodium channel protein type 2 subunit alpha-like. The coding region runs from base 400 to 6399 and encodes 1999 amino acids. Gene Ontology annotation, molecular function: protein binding; voltage-gated sodium channel activity. Gene Ontology annotation, biological process: sodium ion transmembrane transport; membrane depolarization during action potential; neuronal action potential. The transcript is spliced from 27 exons. Lineage: Eukaryota; Metazoa; Chordata; Actinopteri; Cypriniformes; Catostomidae. Gene Ontology annotation, cellular component: axon; plasma membrane; voltage-gated sodium channel complex. The record is from RefSeq and is a predicted model, not a curated record.
UCUUCCGAAACUCAUUUGAACCAUAGGUACGUUGGAGACAUUUUGGUCAGUAAAAAAAGGCACGCCCAGAGACGUUUUGUCUGUCGCUUAGACACUCUUUAACCCUUUGGGUGGAUUUCUCUCGUUACGUGGAAUUACAUCAAUCUCAGUUCCUCUGUAGAGCUGUCGCGGCCCCGGGCGGUGUUUUUGACAUAAAGCUGAAGAAAUGGCCGUAUAAACGGUGUCAUGUUCGGAGUACGUUGUGGUUUGGGUGGACCUCGAGCCUGCGGAAUGAAAAUAAACGGAGACGUCAACAUGGCGACAGCUGCUUCACCCCUGCGCUCGAGAUGAAUCCUCAUUUAUGAAGCUCCCAGAGUGACCGGAGAUUAGCUGGUGCAGCUACCAGAGCAGGAUGUCAAUAUGGCUGCUCAGCUGCUCGUUCCACCCGGACCUGACAGCUUCCGGCCCUUCGUGCCCGAGUCUCUCGCUGCUAUCGAGCGCCGCAUCGCAGAGGAGGCGGCCCAACGGCCCAAAGGCGAGAGACGGCUUGAUGAUGAUGACGAAAAUGGGCCCAAACCCAACAGUGAUCUGGAAGCGGGAAAAUCCCUGCCCUUCAUCUACGGAGACAUUCCGCCCAACAUGGUGUCCGUCCCACUGGAGGACCUGGACUCCUACUACAGCAGCCAAAAUACCUUUAUAGUAUUGAAUCGUGGAAAGGCUAUAUUUCGCUUUAAUGCUACACCAGCCUUGUAUAUUUUGAGCCCAUUCAAUCCUUUGAGGAGAAUCUCCAUCAAGAUCCUGGUGCAUUCGCUGUUCAGUUUUGUGAUCAUGUGCACAAUCUUGACCAACUGCACCUUCAUGACCCUCAGCAAUCCUCCGGACUGGGCCAAGAAUGUGGAGUACACGUUCACAGGGAUCUACACCUUCGAAUCCCUGAUUAAGAUCCUGGCUCGGGGCUUCUGCGUGGGGAAGUUCACUUUCCUGCGAGACCCCUGGAACUGGCUGGAUUUCAGUGUCAUUCUGAUGGCAUAUGUAACAGAAUUUGUGGAUCUGGGCAAUGUCUCAGCACUGAGAACCUUCAGGGUUUUACGAGCGCUCAAAACUAUAUCAGUGAUUCCAGGGCUGAAGACCAUCGUCGGCGCUCUGAUCCAGUCCGUGAAGAAGCUGUCAGAUGUAAUGAUCCUGACGGUCUUCUGUCUAAGCGUGUUUGCUCUGAUCGGGCUGCAGCUCUUCAUGGGAAUCCUUCGGCAGAAGUGUUUAAAGAUACCAGAGGCCAACGUCACUGAAAACCUGACCACCUCAUUCAACUUCAGCAUCGGCUUAGAGCUGCACAACUCCACUUUUAACUGGACAGAGUACAUUAGUGAUGAUAGAAAUUAUUAUUACCUCCCAGGCCGUAGAGAUGCUUUGCUGUGUGGAAAUUCUAGUGAUGCAGGUCAAUGUCCAGAGGGCUUCUCAUGUAUAAAAGCGGGUCGUAAUCCUGACUAUGGCUACACAAGCUUUGACACGUUCAGCUGGGCCUUCCUCUCACUCUUCAGACUCAUGACACAAGACUUCUGGGAAAACCUCUACCAGCAGACCCUACGUGCAGCAGGAAAGCCCUAUAUGAUCUUCUUUGUGCUGGUGAUCUUCCUGGGCUCUUUCUAUCUGGUGAAUCUUAUCCUGGCUGUGGUGGCCAUGGCAUAUGAUGAACAGAACCAGGCCACCAUAGAAGAAGCCCAACAGAAAGAGGAAGAGUUUCAAGCCAUGCUGGAACAGCUAAAGAGGCAACAGGAAGAGGCACAGGUUGCCAUGGCAGCAGCAACAGAGAGUGGGGAGUACAGCGGGAGGGGGGGCUUGUCAGAGGAGAGCUCCUCCGGCGGGUCCAGACUUAGCUCCAAGAGCGCUAAAGAGCGAAGGAACCGGCGGAAGAAGCGAAAACAAAGGGAGGAAGAAGAGAAAGCUGAUCAGGAGAAGUUCCAUAAGUCAGCGUCAGAGGACAGUAUCAGACGGCCUGGAUUUCGAUUCUCCAUAGAUGCCAACCGACUCUCGUAUGAGAAGAAGUGCUCCACUCCAAAUCAGUCUCUGCUCAGCAUCCGCGGUUCAAUUUUCUCCCCGAGGAGAAACAGUCGUGCAAGCCUGUUCAGUUUUCGCGGUAGAGCGCGGGACUUUGGCUCAGAGAAUGAUUUUGCUGAUGAUGAGCACAGCACGUUUGAGGAUAGCGACAGUCGCCGUGGAUCGCUCUUCGUACCUCGAUGCAUUGAGAGAAGAAGUUCCACUGUCAGUCACUGUAGCCUGGCACCCAGGAUUAUGCUUCCAGCCAAUGGGAAGAUGCACUGCACCGUCGAUUGCAAUGGUGUGGUCUCUCUGGUGGGUGGGACUUCGGUGCCAACAUCACCAAUCGGACGGUUGUUACCUGAGGGCACAACCACCGAGUCUGAAGCACGGAAAAAGUGUUCUGGAUCACACCAGCCGUCUAAUUAUCUGGACGAGACAGUGGCCAGAAAAAGAGCUCUAAGUGUGGCUAGCAUUCUGACAAAUACUAUGGAAGAACUCGAGGAAUCGCGGCAGAAAUGUCCUCCUUGCUGGUACAAGUUUGCCAAUGGUUUCCUCAUCUGGGACUGCUGUCCAGCAUGGCUGAAGGUGAAGGAGAUUGUGAACAUGGUGGUGAUGGAUCCGUUUGUUGAUCUGGCCAUAACCAUCUGCAUUGUACUUAACACCCUCUUCAUGGCAAUGGAACACUAUCCCAUGACUGACGAGUUCAACCAUGUGCUUUUAGUGGGCAACCUGGUGUUCACAGGAAUCUUCACAGCAGAGAUGUGUCUGAAGGUCAUUGCUCUGGACCCUUAUUACUACUUCCAAGAGGGCUGGAAUAUCUUUGAUGGCAUCAUCGUGAGCCUGAGCCUCAUGGAGCUGGGACUAGCCAAUGUGGAGGGGCUUUCAGUCUUGCGGUCUUUUAGAUUGUUGAGAGUGUUUAAGCUGGCAAAGUCUUGGCCCACUCUGAACAUGCUGAUCAAGAUCAUUGGUAACUCAGUUGGUGCUUUGGGGAAUCUAACCCUGGUUCUGGCCAUCAUUGUCUUCAUCUUUGCUGUGGUGGGAAUGCAGCUUUUUGGAAAGAGCUACCGUGAAUGCGUCUGCAAGAUCUCAGAGGACUGCAAGUUGCCUCGGUGGCACAUGGACGAUUUCUUCCACUCCUUCCUGAUCGUGUUCCGGGUGCUGUGUGGUGAAUGGAUCGAGACAAUGUGGGACUGCAUGGAAGUGGCGGGACAAACAAUGUGUCUCAUUGUCUUCAUGAUGGUCAUGGUCAUUGGGAAUCUGGUGGUGUUGAACCUGUUCCUGGCCUUGCUGCUGAGCUCUUUCAGUGCUGACAAUCUGGCCGCCACAGAUGACGACAGCGAAAUGAAUAACCUACAGAUCGCAGUGGGCAGAAUACAGAAAGGUAUUGCGCUGGUGAAGUCCACUUUACGUCAAUUCCUGCAAAGCCUCUGCCUGGCCGGCUCCAAACCGGGCACUCUAGAUGAGGAGAAGCCCCUCGAUGACCUCCACAGCAACGGCAAGGAGAACUGCUUGUCUAAUCAUGCUCCCGUGGCCGUUGAUCUCACUAAAGGCUAUCUGAAGGAGGGCUGCGUCUCCCCGGGUAACGGGGUCAAAGGUCACGUUAAGUAUGGAAUUGAGGAGGGUGACUACAUGUCGUUCAUACACAAUCCCAGCCUUACGGUUACUGUACCAAUUGCGGUGGGAGAAUCGGACUUUGAAAAUCUGAACACGGAAGACUUCAGUAGCGACUCGUCUGACGUGGAGGGCAGUAAAGAGAAGCUUCCGAUAGAUGUGGUUCUCAGUUCCUCAGAGGGGAGCACGGUGGAUAUCCGACCACCUGGAGAGGGGGUGGAGUCCGUCGAGUUGGAGCCGGAGGAGUCCCUGGACCCAGAGGCCUGCUUCACUGAAGGCUGUGUGAUGAGGUUUCAGUGCUGUCAGGUGGAAGUGGAAAGGGGAAACUGGAAGAGUUGGUGGACUCUCAGGAAAACCUGCUUUAUUAUUGUAGAGCACAACUGGUUUGAGUCCUUCAUCAUCUUCAUGAUUUUACUGAGCAGUGGAGCACUGGCAUUCGAGGACAUUUACAUUGAGCAGCGUAAGACGAUAAAGACGGUGUUGGAAUAUGCGGAUAAAGUCUUCACCUACAUCUUUAUUUUGGAGAUGCUUCUAAAAUGGGUUGCAUAUGGCUUCGUCAAAUACUUCACCAACGCCUGGUGCUGGCUUGACUUCCUGAUAGUUGAUGUGUCAUUGGUGAGUCUGGUAGCAAAUGCUCUUGGUUACUCUGAACUAAGUGCAAUUAAGUCACUGAGAACACUGCGUGCUCUUAGACCUUUGAGAGCACUGUCACGCUUUGAGGGAAUGAGGGUUGUCGUGAAUGCUCUGCUGGGAGCCAUUCCUUCCAUUAUGAAUGUGCUGCUGGUGUGCUUGAUCUUCUGGCUGAUCUUCAGCAUCAUGGGGGUGAACCUCUUUGCUGGGAAAUACUAUCAUUGUGUUAAUAUCAGCAAUGAUGAGAUGUUUCCCAUCAGUGUGGUCAACAACAAGUCUGAAUGUUUUGCCCUGAUCAAAAACAAUGACACAGCACGCUGGAUAAAUGUGAAAAUUAACUUCGAUAAUGUGGGAGCCGGAUACCUGGCCCUAUUGCAAGUGGCCACAUUUAAAGGAUGGAUGGACAUCAUGUAUGCCGCUGUGGAUUCCCGUGAUUUGGAGCAACAGCCUGACUAUGAAUCAAAUCUUUAUAUGUACCUAUAUUUUGUAAUCUUCAUUAUCUUUGGCUCGUUCUUCACCCUCAACCUCUUUAUUGGUGUCAUCAUCGACAACUUCAAUCAGCAAAAGAAAAAGCUUGGAGGUCAGGAUAUCUUCAUGACAGAAGAGCAGAAGAAAUAUUACAAUGCCAUGAAGAAACUGGGAUCUAAAAAGCCUCAAAAGCCAAUUCCCAGGCCUACGAACAAGUUUCAGGGCUUUGUCUUUGACUUAAUCACCAAACAAGCCUUCGACAUUGUUAUUAUGAUCCUGAUCUGCUUGAACAUGGUGACCAUGAUGGUGGAAACUGAUGACCAGACAAAGGAGAUGGAUGACAUCCUCUACUGGAUAAACCUGGUUUUCAUCGUCCUCUUCACUGGAGAAUGUACACUCAAGAUGGUCUCCUUGCGACACUAUUUCUUCACCAUUGGCUGGAAUGUGUUUGACUUUGUGGUGGUGAUUCUGUCAAUUGUUGGCAUGUUCCUUUCGGAUAUAAUUGAGAAAUACUUUGUUUCGCCAACCUUAUUCCGAGUCAUCAGACUUGCCAGAAUCGGUCGCAUUCUUCGUCUCAUCAAAGGAGCCAAAGGCAUUCGUACCCUCCUGUUUGCCUUGAUGAUGUCACUUCCUGCCUUGUUCAAUAUUGGCCUCCUCCUUUUCCUAGUCAUGUUUAUCUAUGCCAUCUUUGCAAUGUCUAACUUUGCCUACGUGAAGCAUGAGGCGGGGAUUGACGACAUGUUUAACUUUGAGACAUUUGGAAACUCUAUGCUUUGCUUGUUCCAGAUCACCACAUCUGCAGGAUGGGACGGCCUCUUGGCGCCCAUCCUGAAUAAGCAAUAUCCAGAUUGUGAUAGUGAAACAGAGCACCCGGGCAACUCGUACCGCGGAGACUGCGGAAACCCUUCAGUUGGCAUUUUCUUCUUUGUAAGCUACAUCAUUAUCUGCUUCCUGAUUGUGGUGAACAUGUACAUUGCUGUCAUCUUGGAGAACUUCAGCGUAGCCACAGAAGAGAGUGCUGAACCACUCAGCGAGGAUGACUUUGAAAUGUUCUAUGAAGUCUGGGAGCGCUUUGACCCCAACGCCACACAGUUCGUGGAAUACGACAAGCUUUCUGACUUCGCGGACGCUCUGGAUCCUCCUUUACGCAUCCCCAAGCCCAACAAGAUCCAGCUGAUAGCUAUGGACCUGCCUAUGGUCAGUGGUGACCGAAUCCACUGCCUGGACAUCCUGUUUGCCUUCACACUGAGGGUACUUGGGGAGGAGGGUGAGAUGGAUGCCCUGAGAGGACAGAUGGAGGAUCGCUUCAUGGCCUCCAAUCCCUCCAAAGUCUCCUAUGAGCCCAUCACAACAACCCUCCGCCGUAAACAGGAGGAGAUGUCUGCCGUAAUCAUCCAGAGGGCCUUCCGACGGUACCGCAUAAGGCUAACCAUAAAGAAGGCCUCCAAAGCAUACCGGCAACAGCUGCAGGACGGGGGCAUACGUAUCCCGGAGAAGGAGGUGCUCGUAAUUGGAAAGUUUCAAGAGAAUUCAUCGGACAAAACAGACAUGACUCCCUCCUCUGCCUCUCCACCAUCUUAUAACAGUGUGGCCAAGUCAGAAAAGGACAAAUAUGAGAAGGAGAGGAGAGAGAAGGAGGACAAAGCAAAAGAUGCAAAGGACAGAAAAAAAUGAACGAGGGAUUAAAAUGGAGACUGUUUUUUUCAGUUGAGACACUGUUUACAGAGAGGAGUGAGAGCAGCGUGGUGCAAUUCACCUCAAGCGGUUUUGGAACUAAUGCCAAACUGAACGUGUGGAGUGGAAUGUGUGUAUGAGCGUGUGCCUAGAUUAUUGUGUGUGUGUGUGCACACUGAGCUAGCCUUAGGAUGCAUUUAUGGUGUUGACAGAGAGCGUUCAUUCAAGGACAGUGCCAGCGUCAACACAACAUACGUGCACACACGUGCUAAAAGAGUAUGACUGUUGUAUCCCUAAGGAUGCUGGUGCGCAACAAAAUGGCAAGUAUAGAGUGGUGUGUGAGUUUGUCUUUUAGUUUUGAGUGUUGUUAAACAAUCCUGAGGACUGAAAGAAACUGUUAUAGUCAUCAGUAGCUAGUGCUAACACUACCACUGGUGUCUUUCUUAUUGAAUGGCGUAUUAUAUACCUGCACAUUUUUGUUAGCUCAUUUUUUUAAUCAUAUUGAACUUUUCUACUCAUGGGUUUGAUUGUCUGAAAUACUUCAUUUAAGGGCACGUCUGUGAAGGAGAAUAGGAAUGUGGAUCAUAUCCGGUAGUAAAUUAUCUGAAUGCACCUACAACUGGACCUCAUUUGCUUUAGCAUUAGCGCAUGCCGAACAAAAUCACACACAUAUAAACAGGUAGGUUCCAAGUGCUAGGAAAUCAAUCGCUCAGUAAGCUGAGAUCAGAAUGCUACUGCACUAAUCAGGAUUUUUACAAAUAGAAUGUUUUAUUAUUAUUAUUAUUAUUAUUAUUAUUAUUAUUAUUAUUAUUGUUAGACGAUGUAGACCAUGUCUACACUGCCUUACAGAAAACAAAUACAAAAAAUGGAUUAAUCUUUCACCGUUGGUAGUAGAAGGAGCCAAACUGAAUUAUUGAAUUUUUCAAAGUGUAUCUAAUUCAAAUUUAAUUUGCAAACCACAGAUGAUGGGUAAUAUGAGACAUGUAUUCACCCCACAGUCACUACGGUAAUGUUCACAGACUUUAAGAAGCCUGAAUGUACGCUCUGUUGAACGUGACAGGGAACAGUAAUGUAACCCUGAAUGUGUCCAUACCAGACAGCCACAUGUCUCACCUCCUCAUUUUAUUUUGUAACAACAACAAAAAAAGAAUGCAUAUGUACACCGAUCAGCCACAACAUUAAAACCACCUGCUUAAUAUUGUGUAGGUCCCCCUCGUGCCGCCAAAACAGCGCCAACCCUCAUCUCAGAAUAGCAUUCUGAGAUGCUAGUCUUCUCACCACAAUUGUACAGAGCGGUUAUCUGAAUUACCGUAGACUUUGUCAGUUCGAACCAGUCUGGCCAUUCUCUGUUGACCUGUCUCAUCAACAUCCCAGGAGAUCAGUAGUAACAGAAAUUCUCAAACCAGCCCACCUGGCACCAACAAUCAUCCAUGCGAUUAUCUAAUCAGCCAAUCGUGUGGCAGUAGUGCAGUGCAUGAAAUCAUGCAGAAAUGGGUCAGGAGCUUCAGUUAAUGUUCACAUCAACCAUCAGAAUGGGGAAAAAAAUGUGAUCUCAGUGAUUUGGAGCAUGGCAUGAUUGUUGGUGCCAGAUGGGCUGUUUGAAUAUAUAUAUAUAUAUAUACAGUUGUGCUCAACAGUUUGCAUAC